This is a messenger RNA of Aethina tumida (small hive beetle), 1966 nucleotides long. It is a transcript of the gene RpA-70, whose product is annotated as replication protein A 70 kDa DNA-binding subunit. NCBI's taxonomy places the organism in Eukaryota, Metazoa, Arthropoda, Insecta, Coleoptera, Nitidulidae. The record is from RefSeq and is a predicted model, not a curated record. Gene Ontology annotation, molecular function: damaged DNA binding; single-stranded telomeric DNA binding. Gene Ontology annotation, biological process: telomere maintenance via telomerase; nucleotide-excision repair; double-strand break repair via homologous recombination. The transcript is spliced from 9 exons. Bases 62 to 1867 code for a protein of 601 amino acids. Gene Ontology annotation, cellular component: nucleus; DNA replication factor A complex.
ACCGCGAACGAGUCCGUACUAGUGUUUUUUCAACAACUUCAAUUUUAGGUGUUUGUGCACAAUGUCGAAUCAAUAUAAUUUGACCGAAGGAGCCCUUCAGGUAUUGCUCACUGGCGCCGAGUACGAAAAUGCAAUAAUCCAAGUGCUGGCCUCCAAAAAAAUACAAUCCAAAUCAACAGACGGCGGACGCUAUCGUUUGCUCAUAUCUGAUGGGAAACAUACAAUUUCAUUUGCUAUGCUUACAACCCAAAAUAACCCUGUGGAAAUCCCAAAUAACUCCGUUGUGAAAAUAAAGAAAUCCAUCACCAGUGUUGUCAACAAUUCGAACAGGGGAGAACAAAAAAUCCUCUUGAUAAUAGAUUUUGAUAUUCUGGUUGACGGAAGUGAAGUUGGACAUAAAAUAGGAAACCCCACUCCUUUAACUGGUGAUUCAUCCAGCAAUUCCUCCUCAAAUAAUGCUCCAAGCACCAGUAACAGCAAUGCCAACAAUUAUUCAUCUGAAAAACCCAAAGCUGCUGCUCCAAGCUCAUCCAAUGUUACUCUUGGAGGAGAUGGGGCACCAUUAACACAUCCCAUUUCUAGUCUCAGCCCUUAUCACAACAAAUGGGUUAUCAAAGUGAGAGUUUCAAACAAAUCAAACAUCCGUACUUGGUCUAACAGUAAAGGUGAAGGAAAGCUGUUCAAUGUGGAUUUCAUUGAUGAAAGUGGGGAGAUCCGGUGCACUGCUUUUAGAGACUUAGUUGACAAAUUUUAUGAUAUGUUGCAGGUUGACAAAGUCUAUUAUGUAAGCAAGUGUAUGUUGAAACCAGCUAACAAGCAAUUCAGUAAUAUCAAAAAUGAGUAUGAAAUGACUAUGACCAAUGAAACUGUUAUUCAAGAAUGUCAGGAUGCAGAUACCAACAUUCCCCAAACUCAAUUUGAUUUCACUUCCAUUGAUAAGAUUGCAAAUAUUGAAGUUGGAACUCUUAUUGAUGUUAUUGGAAUAUGUCAGAGUGCCUCUGAGUUACAAACAUUUAUGGCUCGUUCUACUGGUAGAGAGUUGAAGAAGAAGGAAGUAACACUCAUUGAUCAGUCUAAAACUGCGAUCACCCUUACUCUUUGGGGUAAUGAGGCCGAGAAUUUCGACGCCACCAAUAAUCCAGUAAUAGUAGUUAAGAGUGCCAAAGUUGGUGAAUUUGGUGGUGGUAAAAAUCUGUCUUUGUUAGGCAGCAGCCAAUUCAGAGUUAAUCCGGAGUUGUCAGAGUGUUACAAAAUGAGGGGAUGGUAUGAUUCUGAGGGAGGAAAUAUUGAUGCCAACAAUAUAAGUACCAGAACAGGAGCCGGUAGUUUUAACACACCAUGGAUGAGUUUCAAGGAAGUUCAGGAUCAACAAUUGGGCAAUGCUGAAAAGGGUGAUUAUUACCAAGUUAUGGGUACAGUUCUGCUUAUGAGAGGCGAAAAUUUGAUUUAUAAAGCUUGUCCAAUGGAAAAAUGUAACAAAAAGAUUGUUGAUUUGGAAACUGGUAUGUAUAGAUGUGAGAAAUGCAGAACAGAAUACCCAAAUUUCAAAUACCGCUUGCUUGGCAGUAUGAAUGUUGGUGAUUGGAGUGGUAAUCAAUGGGUCAGCAUGUUUAGUUCAGAAGUUGAAAAGGUCCUGGGAAUGACAGCUGAAGAAGUAGGUAAGCAAGUUGAAGAGAACCCUCAAGCUAUGAGUUCCAUUGCUGAUAAGGCUAACUUCAAGCAAUUUGUACUCAAGUGCAGAGCUAAAAUGGAGACUUAUAAUGAUGAAGCUCGUCUUAAAACUGUGGCCAUUCAGAUUAAUCCAAUAGAUUAUGAGACAUAUAAUACACACCUAAUUGAAAGAAUUCAGCAACUUAUGAGUGCAUAAUUUUUCAUUUUUGUUAUAAUUAGUUGUAAGAGUGUUUAUUUAAGGUUUAAUGUUACUUCUUAAUGUUUUUUAGUCAAUAAAAGUAUUCUGUUCUAUAAA